AUGGCGACAGAAUCGUUGCGGCAGGACGAGACGAUCUACGAUGUGCGACCGCACGACACGAACCAGGUGUUCACCGAGGUGGAGAGCCUGCGCCCCACCGAGAAGAAGUUAAAUCUCAGCUACAGCGCCGUGGACGUGCAGUGGCACCCAACGGAGAGCAAUAAGAUCGCAACGGCUGCCACGAACGGUGCUGUCGUCAUCUGGAACGUCCUUCAUAGAGACGGACGGACACAGAAGCGAGAGCGUGUGAUCGUGGAGCACACCCGCACGGUCAAUCGACUAUCUUGGCACCCCGGCAACGCCUACAACCUUCUCUCCGGCUCACAGGACGGAACGAUGAAGCUUUGGGAUAUCCGAGAUCCCAAUGCGAAGGCGAUCACCUUCGAUGCCAAGUCCACCAGCGUCAGAGACGUGCAGUUCAACCCUUUCUACUCAAACUACUUUGGCGCCGCUUUCGAUAACGGCACUGUGCAGGUGUGGGACAUACGCAAGCCCAACGCGUUCGAGCGGCGAUUCACCGCCCACGAGGGUUUGGUGAUGACAAUUUGUUGGCACCCCGAAGAAAAGAGCAUUAUCGCUUCCGGUGGAAGGGACAGGCUCAUCAAGAUAUGGGACCUGAAUCCGCGAGCCUCCAACCCAAAACACACAAUUCAAACGAUCGCCUCGGUCGGGCGGCUGCAGUGGCAGCCCAACUUUCCAACGCGCAUCGCCUCCACCGCGUCCUUAGUCGAUUGCCAGAUCCACGUUUGGGAUAGCAAUAAGCCCUUCAUCCCGCUGAGCUCGGUGGUCGGGCACCGUGACGUGGUAACCGGUUUCAUUUGGCACAAGACGGUUCCCGAUUGCAUCAUUGCCUGUUCCAAGGACGGCACGCUGCGAUGCCACAACCUCAAGGAGGCGUAUCGGCCAUACAAACAUAUUCGCACAGUGGGCCUGUCGUGGAACGUGCGCAACGAGCUGGCCAACCUCCACGACUUCGUGGACAGGGACAACCCCACCGCAGAGCCCGGGGUCAGUGCGCCAGCGAAGCAGGUGUCAUCGAUCUUCUCCCGAUCUUCGGCCGGCGCCGGUGCCAAAACGGCGAAGGAUUCGCCCAACGUGAACAAGGAGAGGAAGUCGCCCGUGAUGCACCCCAAGGUCCCCGGCGUGGUCAAGAUCCAAACGCCCAUGCAGAUGCACAAUGCGGCGCUGUUCGACCACUACUCGUUCCAGCACCUGGCCCACAACUACCGCUACAAGGGCACCUUCACCGAGGUGUGCGAGCACAACGCCAAGGAGGCCAGAAGCGUCAAGCAGUUCCAGAUCGCGCAGUCGUGGAUGGUGCUCAAGACCCUGUACGCGGAUAUCGACAGCGAGUCAUCAACUCCAGCACGAGGUAACAUGAUCGGCGACGUCGAGCGACAGUCCUUCACGCCCAAGGGAUCGUUCAUCGGCAAGCCGCACCUCAACAACAGCAACUCGACCGAGACACUGCCCGUCGUAGAGUCGAUGGACGACUACCUUUUGCCGCAAGAGCUCGCCAAGGACGUUGGCCGACGUGCGGUCAGCCAGGAACCGUCGCUUCCGGUCAAGCGCUCUUUCGGGCUGACCGACAGCGACACCUCGAUCCCUCUUCCAUUGCAUCCUUCGCUCCCCGGCAGUGGAUUGGCCAACGGUGGUACGACGGAGGGUCCGGGCAACAUAGCGCUACGCAAAUCGACGGGCACCGCCACCACGCUGCGACAUUCCAACAUGAUCACGAUGGGCAAGGGCGAGGGCGGCAUUAUGGACAUCCACUCCAUUACGGCUGCGCCUUUCCCUUCGGAUCCGCCACUCCCGCCUGCCUCUCCUGCGCUACGACGUGGCCACGGCGACGAUGACGACGGGUUUGAUGACGAGGCGGAGGGCAGUGACGACGAGAGUGAGGGCUAUGACGGCGAUGUCUUUAGCCGGGUGGAGAGCGCAAGCCAUAUCAACGGAGUCAAAGAGGCCGACUUUGUCGAGGCAAGCAUCCUCUUUCCUCCCCUUCCCCUUGCGGUGGAACGUUUGCUCAUAAUGGCCGCUCAGGUGAUGGGUGCCAACGGAGGCUUUGGCGGUGGCAUCGCUCGCUGGUGCUACGAGUCGGUUGUACGGGAGAUGCUGGAGUUCUACGGCAACCAGGGCGACGUGCAGACCUGCGUGACCAUGGCGCUUGCGCUGCAGGGUCAUCUCCCGCUGGACAAGAAGACCACCACCCAGUGCCAUCAAAUAGUGAAGGGUAUCUACGUGUGGUGUCAGGGCUGUGGCCACGGCGGACACAUCCAGCACAUGUACGAGUGGUUCGAGAAGAAGAAGCAGGCCGUGUGUCCUGCCGCCUGCGCUCACCUCUGCACGGCACGCGAUUUUGUGACAAUGCCCCUCAUGGGCUGA
Acanthamoeba castellanii str. Neff is the source of this 2385-nucleotide messenger RNA. Its product is annotated as WD domain, Gbeta repeat-containing protein. The record is from RefSeq and is a predicted model, not a curated record. Gene Ontology annotation, molecular function: protein binding. Gene Ontology annotation, biological process: positive regulation of TOR signaling. NCBI's taxonomy places the organism in Eukaryota, Discosea, Longamoebia, Acanthamoebidae. The transcript has 17 exons. Bases 1 to 2385 code for a protein of 794 amino acids.